AUGUCAAAUAUAAACAUUAGUGGCUUAAUUGACGACGCUGUCCCUUUUCCUCAGGGUAAUUUUGUUCAAGCAGUACGAACCUCAUGUCAUGCCUGUCGAGAACGAAGUCGCAUUUUGAUAAAUGAGGAUGCGAUAAGAGAUUUUAUUCAAAAUAUCGACAUUAGCCAUUUUCAAAAACUUUCAAAGAGCGAUGGAUUACAGAUGCCGCUAAAAUUCGAUACUUUAGAGCAAGAACUAAACAUUAUUGGAUUAAUUGGUUUAUUGAAUUUUGGAAGCGGAUUUCGUAAAGAAUUGCAUGAAGAAUGUGGCAGGGGUGCUUUUAAUACGAUCCGUUAUGGAGUUAUGUCCAUUCAUAUCACAUCAUCUCCAUUAUCUGCACACGCAUUACGUUCAUUGACACUUUCUGAAGUAUCUUCCUUCUUUCAGAUACCAUUGCAAGUCGAAAUUGUCCAUCCGACAAUCGAAGCAAUCAAGGUUUCUGAGCCUUCAAAAUCACGAGCUUUAGUGGAAUUAAUCACAUGGACUUUAAAUGACACAGGAAGAAUACUGGAAGAAAACGGGUACAAAAAUUUUGCAGCUUUCAUAUUGGAAGCUGCUAAACCUGAGAAACCAAAUGAAAAGUCUAAAGCCUCUAGAUUUUUAGUUCGAGCUUUUCCAGCUUUUCGAGACAUAACAAAAGUCGAUGGAGAACCGGUGUACAUAUUUAAAAAAGCACAACUCCUCGCCGCUAAUCUCUAUCGCCAUUUCCAUUCAAAUGUUAAUUCCCAAACGACUAAUUUUGACUUUUCUGACAUAUCUGAUCUUACUCUAUGUGCUGAUAAUAUUAUACCGACUAUGCUAAAUCAUUUUAACGUAAUUAAUUUAACAUCAUCACUUAAAAAAUAUUUUGAUGAUGGGAAAGAAAUCACAAAUAUACAAGAUGCAUCUCGUUUACGUGCUGCUGCCGUUGACGCUUGUGAAAUCAUUGUAUCACGAGCCAAAGAAUUAGGGAGGAAUGAAAUUAAUUUAAUGGAUUUGAACGAAUAUAUUUGGAGAUUAGGAAAAGAAGAGAAUUAUAGAAAAUUAGAAAGAUUUGCCUUUCGGAAUACUCUAUUCUUGUAA
Molecule: messenger RNA, 1101 nt
Organism: Rhizophagus irregularis DAOM 181602=DAOM 197198
Lineage: Eukaryota; Fungi; Glomeromycota; Glomeromycetes; Glomerales; Glomeraceae
Source: RefSeq, a predicted model, not a curated record